Messenger RNA from Candidula unifasciata, 732 nucleotides. NCBI's taxonomy places the organism in Eukaryota, Metazoa, Mollusca, Gastropoda, Stylommatophora, Geomitridae. The record is from the annotation of a GenBank genome assembly.
AUGACUAGAUUCGACCAUGAGUAUCAUCUACACACUGUGUUUCUGCUCUGUGUAAUCAUGCCCACUGUUAGUGGAAAUAUUUGCUGCAGCUACCCGCAGUUUGAGGCAGACACCUACAGCGAUGAAGCCUAUGUCUUCAUAGACUCUGGACGUCUUGGUACAACCUACAGCUACUACAACGUCACCGCCCACAUGGUUUAUGACUUCACCAAGAACAGAACGUACGCCAAUGUUACAUCUGUGGAGGUAUCGCCGCAACUACCGCAACCGCUGGUGUCACGCUAUCAGCUGAUCAACGACUACAAUAACAAGACCCAAUAUAUGUUCCAUGGGAACGCCUGCCUGAAAUAUUCGAUUGGUGCAUUUGAGCCCCUAUGUGUUCCAGACACUGCUAUCUUGUUGUCAACGAGCUACAUUGGCAACAAUAAGACUUACUUGGACACAUACUUAGUCACCCAUUUGCCAGAUCCAACAGAGUACAGAGAAUCCAUUGACCGCAAAAGUUGCUUGCCUGUGUUCAUGACGUUCACGUUAGACAGCUCGGUGCCAGACAGCGGCACCAUGACCAGCCUGGUGAUGUCAAACGUUCAGCCAGGAAUCUCUAACCCGGCCGUCUUCAACCCGCCUCAGUACUGCAACACAAGCCCCAAAGAAAAGCCACAUCAGAUAUCACGAAGUAUUCGGCAGCUGCUGGCUAGACAUCCAUUGUUUGCAAGCUUUAUGCACAUCUAG